Messenger RNA from Theobroma cacao (cacao), 772 nucleotides. Its product is annotated as phosphatidylcholine:diacylglycerol cholinephosphotransferase 1-like. Gene Ontology annotation, molecular function: diacylglycerol cholinephosphotransferase activity. NCBI's taxonomy places the organism in Eukaryota, Viridiplantae, Streptophyta, Magnoliopsida, Malvales, Malvaceae. The record is from RefSeq and is a predicted model, not a curated record.
UUACAGCAAAAAGCAUGAUCUGAUCUUUGGAUACAUAUGUUUUGGGGUGAGGUGUUUGUAGGGGUGCAGACAGUUUAUAUACUAUGGACAUGGCUAAUCGAGUGUCGGCCAAGGGCUACAAUAUCUGCUUUGUUCAUGUUUACUUGUCGUGGGAUUCUUGGUUACUCCACGCAGCUCCCAUUACCCCAGGAAUUUGUAGGUUCAGGAGUGGAUUUUCCAGUAGGGAAUGUAUCGUUCUUCCUAUUCUUCUCGGGCCAUGUUGCUGGAUCUGUGAUUGCGUCGUUCGAAAUGAGGCGAAUGCGUAGAUGGGAAUUGGCAUGGUUAUUUGAUACAUUGAAUGUGCUUCAAGCUGUGAGGUUGCUAGGUACCAGGGGUUGUCACACCAUUGAUUUGGCUGUUGGUGUUGGUGCUGGAAUCCUAUUCGAUUCCCUUGCUGGCAAGUACGAAGACAGCAAGAGAAAAUGUCCACUUGUUUCUGGUACCAUGAAAGAGGGCUUGUUAAGAUAAGAAGAAUUGCUCAAAUGGCAACGUCAAAUUUGAAGAAGACAAUGUAAAUUGCUGCUCAAAGGGGAAAAAGCAAAAGGGGAAUGGUAGUUUAGAAAACAAGUUAAAAUGGGGUGUCAAUGUUCUAAUCCUUGUGUUUUUUUUUUCGAUGUGGCCUCUGUUUUCUUGGGGUGCUUACAUUGCUUGCUUGCAGUCAUUUCACAUUUGUCAAUAUUCUUUUUGGCAUAGGAUAAGCAUGUUAAAGUUAGAGCCUAGGAUGUGUUUUGUA